UUCUUUCAUGGCCAAACUAUGUGUCCUAGACAAGUCGCGAACACUGUCGUAUAUCGAUACUGCCAACGCGUUCAUCCGUAAAGGGGUACCGAUAUAUGUGGCCAGUACGACUCGUCAGAUGCAUCCGGAAUGCAUAUCAGUGUCGAUGGAGCUCUCAAGCUGUGGUCAAUCAUGGAGGACUUCAUCAUGGCUCCACACACAACGGGGUACAAUGGACGGUAACUGUUUUCAUCGAUGGUACAAGGGGCUCUGGAUCGUUCAACAAUCUGUUUAUGGACGUAGGAGGUACAAUGGCGAAUGUUUCAGAAAUCCGUCUAGGCAAAAAUUUCUACGAUGGUGAGAUAAGAGAAAUAACAUAUGAAAUGGACAUCGGGGAAAUCAGCCAUAUCAGGUUGUAUCAGAAAGGGACGGAUAAGAUACGUGUACGAAAGGUGACAAUGGAGGAUGGAAAUGGUCAGGUCUACACCUUCCGAUGUGACUGCUGGAUACAGACUAAACAGUCUGCUGACGACAAAAGAAUACCAUGGCUUUUCCAAACUGACAGGAAGCAAUGGAAGGUAACUAUUUCUGUCGGUCAUAUAGACUUGUCUGAUUUCGUCAACACUUCACUUUACAUGGACGUGGAAGGUACGGUGGGAAAUGCUUCGAAAAUAAACCUAGGCAACGAUUUUAAAGUAGAUGAGACAACAGAAAGGCGUUUUGAAUUGGACUUUGGAAAAGUCGACUUCAUCAUAUUACACACGACAGGCUAUCCGAUAAACGUAAAAAAGGUGACCAUGAAGGAUGGAAAUGGUCGGAUGUACACGUUCCAGUGUAACUGCUGGAUUCAUGAUGAAAGAAAAUCAUCACGGCGUCUCCAAUCUGAAAAUUGUUACUGGAAUGACCCCAUCCCAAACUGUGCGACUGUAGUGCGUGUAACAUGUCAAACGGGCACAUGUGGUAGAUGUAUUGAUGGCUACUUUCUUUCCGAUGGAUCCUGUAUUGGUGAACGAAUUCGCUUAGUGAAUGGUAUUGCGCCAAAUGAAGGCCGUGUGGAGAUUUACCACGAUGGACAAUGGGGAACAGUUUGUGAUGACAAUUUUCACUAUGACGAAGCCCGAACAGUUUGUGAGGCACUUGGCUACCGAUCUGGAACUCCUUUUGAAAAAGCAUAUUUCGAUAGAGGAACCGGGCCUAUUUUUGUGGACGAUCUUCAAUGUUCAGUAUCAGAUACUGGCAUACAUCAGUUGCAAUUAGGCAAAACAUUUUGCUUUUUCAAUGGCUGGAAUGUAUCCAAUUGCGAUCACGGAGAAGAUGCUGGAGUUAUAUGUAGCGCAGGAUAUAAAUCGCAGAGUGUCACCUGUCAGCAGAGCUGGACAGAAUAUAACAGCCACUGUUAUAAGUUAUUUAUGAACUCUGUGACGUGGCCGGAAGCACAGGAACAAUGUCGCGACCAUGGUAGCGACCUUGUGACCGUAGAAAAUCAAGAAGAAAAUAAUUGGCUGAAGAAUAACCAGUUCGUUAAAGCGGGUCCCUGGAUUGGUGCACAUGCUGAUGCUACACGAGUUUGGAGAUGGGUGUCAGACAACUCUAUAAUUAGAUAUUCGGACUGGAAACCGAAUGAACCAAAUAAUAUCAAUGGCAGAGAAGAUUGUGUUCAUUACAGUAAUAGCCGAUGGAAUGAUGCACACUGUACAGCUGGGCAUGUAUUUGUUUGUAAACAAAAAGCUGAACAUGCACGUGUUCGUUUAGUAAAUGGUAGUACGCCAAAUGAAGGCCGUGUCGAGAUUUAUCAUGAUGGAGAUUGGGGAACAAUUUGUGACGACAAUUUUCAUGAAGAUGAAGCCCGGGCAGUGUGUGAGGCACUUGGCUACAGAAAUGGAGAUGCAUCUGGAGAAGUAGACUUUGGAAGAGGAACUAAACCUAUUUUCGUGGAUAAUCUAAAUUGUUCUGUAUCAGAAUCUGGUAUACAUCCGCUGCAAUUGGGCAAAACACUGUGCUUUUUCAAAAGGAUGGCAUGUAUCUGGUUGCGAUCAUGGAAAAGAUGCUGGAGUGAUAUGUAA
Molecule: messenger RNA, 2042 nt
Organism: Pecten maximus
Lineage: Eukaryota; Metazoa; Mollusca; Bivalvia; Pectinida; Pectinidae
Product: scavenger receptor cysteine-rich type 1 protein M130-like
Exons: 13
Coding region: 96-2042 (648 amino acids)
Cellular component (GO): membrane
Molecular function (GO): protein binding
Source: RefSeq, a predicted model, not a curated record